CUAUGAACAGGUGAACUGCGUUGAUCUUUGGCCCUCGACAACUGAUCUGGAGCUGUUCUGACUCGAUAACACUCAUCAACAGCUGUGAUUGUACCUCUAGAGUUAAAGAGGUGCCAUGCCAGACCUGACCACGCCUCCGCCCGAUCCUCCCUCUAAAAAGCACAAUGAAGUGGCCAUCGAGCUGGUAUCCGGCAGUGUUGGAGGAGCCCUGCAGGUCCUUGUCGGACAGCCUUUGGAUACGCUGAAGACGAGAGCGCAGACAGCCCCAAAGGGCAAAUACAAGAACACUCUAGACAUACUGACGAAGACGGUGAAGAGUGAAGGCCCGCUGGCGUUGUAUAAGGGCAUGCUGUCACCAUUGAUAGGAAUUGCGGCCGUCAAUUCUCUCCUGUUCACUGCCUACGGUGCAUCUCGUCGGCUGGUCUCCCCAUACCCUGACUUGUCAAUCAAGCAAGUGGCCGUGGCAGGAGGUAUGGCCGGGGCUGCCAAUGCCAUCUUAGCGUCACCGGUCGAGAUGUUCAAGAUUCGGAUGCAGGGUCAAUACGGAGGUGCGGGCGACAAGAAACUCGGAGCUGUCAUCUCAAGCAUGUGGCGUGAAUGGGGUCUGCGGGACGGUAUAUUGCGGGGAUACUGGGUCACCGUGGUCCGCGAGAUACCAGCAUACAUGGGCUUCUACGCAGGCUACGAGACCACCAAGCGAGCAUUUGCCGGUCGCUAUGGCAGUGAACCGCUACCUAUCUGGACACUGUUGACAUCUGGCGCAACGGGCGGAGUCUGCUAUUGGCUGGCUUGUUACCCAUUGGACGUCGUCAAGAGUAGGGUACAAUUGGCCAGCCAUCCGCCAAGUAGGGGCGGCUGGUUUGAAGGAGGAUAUAUUGGACGUGAGCUGCGCGCGAUCAUUAGGGAAGGCGGAGUCCGAUCCCUCUUUCGUGGGCUGUCCCCGUCACUGCUACGUGCGGCUCCGGCGGCAGCAGCGACGUUCGUAGGGUUCGAGCUGACACGAGACUUCAUCACUAAACGAAAUAUUCUGUGAGAAUGCAUGCAAUGACAGGGCCGCACAUGUCUUCUGCUGUGACAAAGAUUCAUGGCGCAGACCAAAACAUGAAUAGAGUCAAAUUACUCAAUCGGUGUAGUGCUCUCUGAGCCAUAGGUCGAAUCCGCCUCUACAGGUGACGUGGCUUCUUCGUUCCCUCCUACGCCUUCUCCUGCUUCUUCGUCUUCCUCCCCCCGAGCUUCUUCUUCCAUAGCUUGCGAGUCAGCCUCUGUCGCGCCAGGACAAGAGCAGCCGAUGGGAUAAUCUGACCACUCAUUCCACGGAUGUAUCACAGCCUUCUCA
This is a messenger RNA of Kockovaella imperatae, 1336 nucleotides long. Its product is annotated as mitochondrial carrier domain-containing protein. Lineage: Eukaryota; Fungi; Basidiomycota; Tremellomycetes; Tremellales; Cuniculitremaceae. The record is from RefSeq and is a predicted model, not a curated record. Gene Ontology annotation, biological process: mitochondrial L-ornithine transmembrane transport. Gene Ontology annotation, molecular function: L-ornithine transmembrane transporter activity. The coding region runs from base 116 to 1033 and encodes 305 amino acids. The transcript is spliced from 11 exons.